This is a messenger RNA of Schizophyllum commune H4-8, 6144 nucleotides long. RefSeq lists its product as uncharacterized. The coding region runs from base 197 to 5827 and encodes 1876 amino acids. Gene Ontology annotation, molecular function: protein serine/threonine kinase activity; ATP binding. NCBI's taxonomy places the organism in Eukaryota, Fungi, Basidiomycota, Agaricomycetes, Agaricales, Schizophyllaceae. The transcript has 8 exons. The record is from RefSeq and is a predicted model, not a curated record. Gene Ontology annotation, biological process: phosphorelay signal transduction system; peptidyl-serine phosphorylation. Gene Ontology annotation, cellular component: nucleus; cytoplasm.
CGGACAUCAGUUGCGUUCGCAGCCUGACCCCGUCACCCACCACCAAGUCUUUUGCCAGAUUGGCGAGCAACGAGCGCAGGUUGUUGGCUGUUAGGCAGCCUCCGCGCCCCGCCGUGUGCCAGCUUGCUGCUGAUGCACUUCUACCUUACGCCCUCAUCUCUGCCUUUAUAGCCGCAGUCGUCCUCCGCUGCCGCCCAUGUCCGACUCCCCAGCGCCCUCAUCCAGCGCCCGCAGACAGCCCCCGAGCCCUCUGAUCUUCUCCCCCGAGACCGUCCUCUCGCCCCAGGUCUCCACCGUGGCCUCCAACAAUGCAGCUUCCAGCUCAAACACCGUAUCUAUGCCCUUCGUCAGGCGACAUGUCACCCGCCGUCUCAAGGCGGCCAAGGCAGAUUGCGACAAGGAGCUCCAGCGGGUCACCAACAGCAUCACUGCGUUUUUCGAGGAACGACUACGGGAGGGCGACUACGACACGGAACGUGACGUCCGCGAUCGCGAGCUCGUGCGCGAGCUCGGCCGCGAACUCGGUCAGGAAUUCGGUGGCCGGGAGCGCGGUCGCGACAGGGAGGACUCGCGCGGCAGCGGACAGGACAGCGGGGGGCCUACCACCCUCCGUGAUCCGUUCGUGCUCCAGGAACGACACAGCGUCGUGGACGAGUCCAGUUCGGACGGCGGCUACGAGGCAGAGGCAGAGUUCAUGCCUCACAGCCGACAACCGUCCUCAUCUACCUCAAUGAGCCCCUCCUCUCUUCGCAGACAGCAGAGCAACAAAUGGGACCGACGAACAUCCAUAAGCCCUUCCGCCUCCACCAUCACUCUCCCCGAUGCGCCUAUGACCCGCAAAGCUCAAGGUGCUGGUACGGCCGCCGUCGGAGCUCCGUCCGGCUGGGGCACCGGCGCGUCCUCUCGCCGACUUUCGCGUUCAAUCCACAUCGCUACUCGCCCGUCCCAAUCAGAGCAAAGCUCCCGCUCAACUUCCCGUUCACGAUCGCCUCUGCCGCCGCUAUCCAGCCAUGCCAGUUUUUCCGAUUUCGGCGCAUCGAACAACCGCCGCUCGUCGCGCAUCCUUCUUGAUGACCCCAUCGAUCCAAUCAUGACCGCGCUGUAUGAUCUCAUCGGCGUUGCGACCGAGAUUAUCGACAUGUCUGUCGCGCAGCUCACGGCCCAGCCGAAGGUCUGCGAGUCGCUCGUCCAACGCGUACAGAAUAUCGGCAAGGCUUGGGACGAUCACCCCGACUGGCAUGGCCGUAAUUGGUACGUGCAGGUCCUCCUUGCCGUCGCCAGUCUCAGUCGUGUCGUCGAAUGGUGGGAGGCCGAGAAACAAUUCUGGAAUUUCGACGACAACGAGGACGAGCAGGACGAACCUCUCACCUUCGUCACCAAAUACGAUGAAUCCCAACACGUGCCCACCCCAACCGUCGUCAAGUCUCACGAGACGGAUCUGGAGGGCUUCAGUCUGGAUGAUGAGAACAAGCUGCGCCUACAUCGACCGCACAGCCAGAACCGACGCUCCCGCGAUGAGCAGCCCAAGGAGUUGGCUAUCUCGGCGGCUCCCUCGCAGCGGGAGAGCCCCGGGUUGGCACCACCAGGCGUUCCUCGAAUGGUGUCCACUAGCACGGCGUCCAAGAUCCUUGGCAACACCGAGUCCGCGCGCGUCCUGGCUACUGAGCGCCUUCGUCUACAAGCGGAGACUGCCCAGAAUCAGAACAUCGUUCUCGAGCUUAGCCUCGACGGCGAGCACUUCCUUUGGGUAAACUAUGCAUGGAGUGUGGUUGUGGGGACGGAUCCUGACGAACUAACGGGGGCGAGGAUAUCACCGCUAUUGGCUCCGCCCGACCGCGAGGUGUUUCGCAAGGCGUCCGCUCAGCUGCAGGAGGAUGAUUCGAAGACGGUCGAGAUACGCUUCAGGCUGCAGGUCGAGCCCAAGGACGACAUGGAGGGCGAUGGCGAGCUCUACCAGCUCAUGGAGGCGAAGGGUAUGCUCAUGAUUGACCGCGAGGAUGGUCGCCCAUCACAUACGAUGUGGGUCAUGCGCCCGAUUGCGCCCCCGCGAUAUGAUAACGACGCGCCCUUUGUGGCGCUCGAGGCUGGCGAUGCCGCCCCCGAGCCCGCCUCCUCUGUCGCGGCAACCUUCGCCGAGAUCGAACGCCCAGUUGCCGAGACCACCUUUCCCUUCACCCAACCCAUCUGCACCGACCCCAUCCUCUGUCGCAUAUGUGAGGCGCAGAUUCCGCAGUGGUACUUCGAGAAGCACAGCGAGACGUGCGCGGAGACGCACCGGCUGGAGGCGGAGAUCAGCGAGUGCAAUGAAUCCAUUGCGGAGUUGCGCAACACGAUCAAGGAGUUGUCCGCGAACAUGGAUCGCUCGUCGCCUGCGCCGACGCCGCCGGAGUACCGCGGUAUCCCGAUAUACACGCCGUCGUCGUCGCCCAUCAUGUCCUCGCCAUUGCAACUGUUCCGCAUGAACAAGAUGCAGCGCUUUGGAGUGAAGAAGAUGCAGAGGCGUCUCCUGGAUCAGCUCGACGACAUCCUCCAGACUGCGCUCGAGGUUUCGAUCCCUUCUCUGAAGGAGGACGAGGCUCGUGAGCCCAUCGAGCGGCAGAGGUUGCUAUCGCCCAGCUCAGAGCGCAAGAUCUCGCAGAUUCGUCACUGGGGCAAGCCGACGGUUGAGGACGCGGCUUUGAAUCAGCUUGUCGAGGAUGCCGAGCGUGUCAUGCGUCAGAAGAUGGACAACGUCGUGCGGAUGCAGAACACGAUCCGCUACGCUGAGAAGAUCUGGCACGAGUGGGAGGAGCGCGUCGGCCAUAUGUUGGAGACGGUUGACGAGGACAGCGGCAGUGACUCUGGCGAAAGCGACGAGGAAGAGCUGCCCGCUGGUCAGAUCGACGAGGACCAGUCAAGCACCCAGUCCGAGUACGGCUACGGCGCUCAGUCUGCGACGUCGACGCUCGUUGAACCUACGCCUCUCGCCUCAACGUCGCCGAGGGAUAUCGGCUCGCCGCAACGUACGCCUCCUGAACGUCCAGCUUCGUCGCUCGCGAUGCCGCCACCCGCUCACCCGAGGAGCAACCUUCAUACGCGCUCGUCGACGCCGUCGUCCAUCUCCUCGCCGCUGGCCCUUGCUGCACCCAUCAUGGCACCAUCGUCGCCAGAUCUCGCCGUACCUCCCAUCGACCUUGACGACGGUGUUGCGCCCAGCAAUCUCACCAUCCGUACGCGUCGCUCAACGACAAGCCUUCUCGAGCCCAAAGUCGUCGUCACGCCUCCUGCAUCUCCCCAAGUUGAGCCCCGGGAUGAGUCCGUCACUGUAUCGCGUUCGGGCACGAAGCAUGGUCACCGCCGUCACUCCACCGCUCACGCUCUCAACUGCGGCGGACCUCUGUCCCCGCGCCAGCCGUCCGCGCCGCCUCUCUCGCGUACGAACCCGACGUCUAUUAAGGACUUCGACAUCAUCAAGCCCAUCAGCAAGGGUGCCUUUGGCUCCGUCUUCCUCGCCAAGAAGAAGGUCACCGGCGACUACUUCGCGAUCAAGGUCCUGAAGAAGGCAGACAUGAUAGCGAAGAACCAGAUCACCAACGUCAAGGCGGAGCGGAUGAUUCUGAUGAAGCAGGCGGAGUCGCCAUUCGUGGCGAAGCUGUACUGGACGUUCCAGAGUCGCGACAACCUGUACCUGGUCAUGGAGUAUCUGAACGGCGGCGACUGCGCGGCUCUGAUCAAGUCCUUGGGCUGUCUGCCGGAGGAGUGGACGAAGAACUAUAUCGCAGAGGUCGUUUUGGGCCUAGAGUACUUGCAUCAGCGCGGUGUGGUACAUCGUGAUCUUAAGCCGGACAACCUGCUUAUCGACCAGCACGGGCAUCUCAAGCUUACCGACUUCGGUCUGAGUAGGAUCGGUUUGCUUGGCCGUCAGACACGCGAGGGCGCGCAGGGCCGUCCGAACACGCGCUACAGCUCUCGCUCGCGUCCACCCUCGAUCGAUUCUGCGUAUCUCUCGUCGCCUCUCAUAUAUGCGGAUGCGACGUCGGGAGGUUCGUACUUCGCGCAGCGUCCCCCGUCGGUACCUCGCAUUGGAAGCUCCCCUCAUCUGCCGAUUACAGACGAUAUCAGCGACAGCGGUAGCGACGUCAUUGGUAUACCUAGGCAGAGGUAUACCAAGCAGCAGGGGAACAACGAAAGCCCGCUGCAGUCGUUCGCGACCGAGCUUACGACAGACUUACGCUCUCACUCAUCGCAAUCGCACGGCGGCACCCCACCGGGCCCCGGUGAGCAGCGUUUCGUCGGCACGCCGGACUACUUGGCACCCGAGACUAUCCUUGGUCUUCGGGGUGAUGAUGCUGCUGUGGAUUGGUGGGCUCUUGGCGUCAUCACAUACGAGUUCUUGUAUGGCAUCCCACCCUUCCACGCCGACUCGCCUGAGAAGGUGUUCGAGAAUAUCCUUUCUGGACACGUCGAGUGGCACGAUGAUUGGGUCGACUUUUCACCGGAGGCGCGCGACUUCAUGGAGCGGCUCCUGGUCUUGAACCCCGCUGAGCGUCUGGGUGCGAACGGCGCGGACGAGGUGAAGAAUCAUCCGUGGUUCAACGGCAUCGAAUGGGACAAGGUCACAACCACCGAGGCUGCGUUCAUUCCUCAAGUGACUGACCCUGAAUCGACCGACUACUUCGACCCUCGCGGCGCUAUUCCUCAGCUCUUCCACGACGAUGAUCCUGUCGCUAUCGCCGGCAAUUCGGGCUCCGGCUCAGUCACUGACAGCCCGGCGCUCGAGCCCACAUCGAUGCCUUCGACCCAUGCUAUCAACAUCGCGCACAGGGAGGCCGCGUCUUCUCCUGGCAGUGACGACUUCGGGUCUUUCAGCUUCAAGAACCUACCGGUGUUGAAGCAAGCGAACGACGAUGUCAUCCGCAAGCUCAAGACCGACCAGAUGGCGCCUAUGCACCAUGCGCUAUCUGAGCCAGCCGCUGCCGUCCAUGGCCGUAAGCGCAGUCUGUCUUACCGCCUCAAGAAGCCGCCCAGUGUAGUCACCAACCCCGAUGCCAAGAUGCCAGGAGCCAACCCAGUCAUUCCGACGAAUCCUCCGUCACCUGCGACUUCAACGUCGUCUAUCGCGUCGUCCCCAUCCAGGGCGAGCGUACCCGCUGGUGUCACGUCGUCCGGGCAUGUGCGCAAGCCGUCUGACCUUGGGGCGGUGGAGCGGUUCAAGCUCAACCACCUUGAGGGCGAGCAUCGGCGGAACUCGAUGCCCAGCCGACUGCGUACUGCUUCCGUCUCCAGCGCUGGCGACAACUCUGGCUCCGAGACCUACACGUCGUCGGUGGGACAGAGCUCCGCUGCGAACGAGCUGACGAACACGCCCGCGUCGUCGGUGCAUUCGAUCGACUUGCGGAGGGCGCCGGAUCCAAACGACAGAGUCGUGACCUGCCUGCUGGCCGAGGACAACCCCAUCACAGCGAAGAUCAUCGAGACGCUGCUCAUCCGGCUCGGCUGUAGAUGCUUGGUCGUUGCGGACGGUUCUGAGGCGGUUGGUGUUGCCAUGGGCGAUAUCAAGUUCGACGUGAUCCUAAUGGAUCUGCAUAUGCCAGUUUUGGAUGGAGAGAGUGCGGCGAAGUACAUCAAGAGCACGAACGGCAAGAAUGCGAACACGCCCAUCAUUGCUGUGAGCGCGUACGCGCCGGAUGACACGUCUGCGAACGACACCUUUGCGGCGUUCCUGUCCAAGCCUUUACAAAAGGCUGACCUACUGUCGGCUAUGCGCCAUAUCGGCUUCAAAACGUCGACGUUACAGGGCGGCCCGAACGGUACCAAGGUAACGGCGGGCCGAACUUCCUCUUCAUGACCUUGGGCGUGCGUAUCCGCCCUGUUACGUCCUUCAUGUAUCCACUUGCUUCUGUUCUCCCUCAUGUAUUGAAUAUUCUUCAUGUUUUUGAGGCAGCAGCCCAUGCCUUCGGCCUUAUCACCGUCUUCACCGCUGCCUGACUCCUUCCCAUCCUUUUUCCGUCGCUCUGAUUCUACACACACAUCUGCAUGCAUCUUUUCCUCUUCCCCUUCUACGGUCACGGUUUACAUAACGUCUCUGGCAUCCACACUACUGCAUCUCUCGUUGUCAUACACUGCAUUGUAAGUUAGAUAAUGCUAUCCUCACUUGGUUGAAAA